AUGAGCGGUACCGUCGGAGUUGACGACGACGAAGCAGCGCGAGACAACGACGACGAACGAUCGAUCAUUCCUCGAAUUGGCUCGUGUGCGACGCGAACAUUCGCAUGCCGUAGCACCACGUGCGCCCACCUGAGUGAUCGCCGGCUCGUGAUUGACAUAACCGGUUCGGUCUUGAUCCGCAACAUCCGCGAUAGUCGUCGAUAAGAUGUGCCAGGUAAAUUUGCGUCACACUCGCGUCGUCCGACUAACGUUCAUUCUAAUGACGUUAUGUUCACGUUGGAUAAUUUUAAUUAUCGCGGCUUAAUCGAUGUUCGCCUGAAGAUACUGUCAGACUGGAUUAAAACUGGAAUAAAAACUGGUCCCAGAGUUUUCAGUGAUUUUGGGAUUUCAUCAGAGAAUGAUUGGGAAGGAGAAAGAGUUUCCAUUGUGAGUUCUCUUUACAAAGGUACGCCUUUUGUACGCUCGUGAUUUGAAGAAUACAAUGGCGCGGGUAAUGGAAUUGAAAGAUCCAGUUUGCCGUUUCGAGAUGGUGUUUUACGAUUCUUCAGUAAGAAUCGGGUUGAUUCUGUCGAAACGAACCUGUCGUCCCCGAGGAUUAUCUCCGAGAAUGAAGGCUCGGACAACAACGAGUUUGCGUGGGUAGUGGAAUCGUGCGUGUAUCUUUGGUUUUGUAUAAUUACACACGAUGUCAAAAUAGACGACGAUAUUUCAGAAGUGAUGAGCAGAUGACUGGGUUUGAAGGCCGUCCUGUCGCUGUAUUUAAAGAACAUAUUGAAAUACAGCGUGAAUACGUCCACCGUGAUCUACCAUGUUUUCACUAUGUUUGUCUACUUCUUCCCACUGUUCGGCGCGAUCCUGGCAGAUUCGUGGCUCGGAAAAUUCCGCACUAUCUUUUAUGUGAGCAUUAUUUAUGCAAUCGGACAAUUGCUCUUAGCCAUGAGUGCGGCACCCACAUUAAUAGGACUACCUCCAAGGGAAUUCUCGUUGGUAGGCCUGCUCCUAAUAGCUAUCGGCACGGGCGGCAUAAAACCUUGUGUGUCAGCUUUCGGAGGCGAUCAAUUUAUUCUGCCGCAACAAGAACGAUAUCUGGCGAUGUUCUUCUCCCUCUUUUAUUUCGCCAUUAACUCGGGCUCACUAAUUUCUAGCUUCCUGACUCCCUGGCUACGUAGCAACGUGCAAUGCUUAGGGGACAAAACUUGCUACUCCCUGACGUUUUUGGUGCCGGCUAUUCUAAUGAUUCUAUCUAUCGUGAUAUUCAUUCUCGGGAAACGAAUGUAUAGAAUAGUGGAGCCCACGGGCAAUGUCAUCGUCAAGGUUUCCAAGUGCGUUUCCCACGCGAUUUAUAAUAAAGUAAAGGGCAAGAGCGGGAAACGUGACCACUGGCUCGACCACGCCGACGAUACGUAUGAUCAUAAACUGAUCGACGACAUUAAGGUCUCGCUGCAGGUAUUGAAAUUGUUCAUACCAUUGCCGGUAUUCUGGGCUCUCUACGAUCAACAGGGCUCUCGAUGGACUUUCCAAGCCACUCGAAUGGAUGGUCAAAUCGGUAGUUUUUUGAUGGAGCCCGAUCAAAUGCAGGUCGUUAAUCCGCUGCUGAUUCUUGCCUUUGUACCUCUUUUCGAAAUCUGCAUUUAUCCGCUUUUCGCGAAGAUACACCUGAUCGACACACCUUUAAAGAAACUUGCUACUGGCACGCUCCUGGCCUCUCUGGCCUUCAUCGUGACUGGCCUAGUAGAUCUGAGACUCGAGAAAACAUUUCCAGUAUUACCGUCAGCAGAAUCAGCUCAGCUUCGAAUCUUCAACACACUAAAUUGUUCAGUGGAUCUAACCUUAGGUUCAAAAGUGGACUUAAAAAAGGACCGUUACCAUAAAUUAAUCACCAUAAAUCCACUAAGCAUGUGGGUGGAUUUAGAUGUGAAGGUGAAUGGAUCGUUCGAGCUACCCUACACAGCGGAUUUCACCAAGUGCAACACGAGCAGUUACACCAAUAUGCAACAGAGUUCAACAGGUUUCAACACAAUCAAAGAAGCUAUUGCGUCCUCUUGGGUCAUAACGCCCGAGGGAUUGGAUUAUCACUACAACGACACAGUGGAUAAGUCACGUAGCGGCAAUCCAGUGGUCCGCGGUCUUAUCUACGUCUCAUCGGACGUCUCAUCAAACGUUAACUCCAUACUGAAAUUUGUUCGUAAUGGCAAUACAGCGGAGUCGAUAACGUUCAACUCAAGCAUCUUUGUUCAUUCGGACCUCAAAGAACUCCAGCCGAGCGAAUACGAUGUUUUCUUAGACAGCAUUCCAUUGCAGCAGAAUGUCAAUUUCAAGUUAGGCGGCGUGUACACCGUGGUUGGCACUAAACGUGAAAACGAGCCAAAGAUCGCCGGCCAAAUAAUCACAGUCACGACGCCUAAUUCAAUGCAUAUGAUGUGGCUGAUGCCGCAGUACAUUAUCAUCACGAUGGCCGAGGUGAUGUUCUCCGUGACGGGUUUACAGUUCGCUUUCACUCAAGCACCGAAAAGCAUGAAGUCUCUGCUUCAGGCAGGUUGGCUAUUAACCGUGGCUUUCGGUAAUCUUAUUGUAGUGAUCAUAUCGGAGGUGUCAAUUUUCGAUCGACAGGCAUACGAAUCUUUCCUUUACGCUGGUUUAAUGCUAAUAGACAUGCUGGUGUUUACCGUAAUGUCUCUAUUCUAUAAAUAUGUGGAUAUACCAAAUGAAGAAAACAGUGAAGAAGACAUAGCAUUGGAAAAGAAAAGUGGAAAUGUUAAUAUUGCUUAUAAGGAAGAUGAGAACUUGGAGUGACGAAUAGCAUUGAAACAACGACAAGCAAAGUGUCGUAAUUUUUCCUGUGUUCUCGCUUAUUCUCCAUCGACGAGACGAGUUUUAUUAUCGUUCGUACAUCGAGAGUCAACGUGUUUCUAUCGAAAGUCUAGUACGCUCAAAAAUGAUAGGAACCGUUUUUAACAUACGAAUCGAUUUAUCUAAUUGAAAUUACGUAAAACCUUAUUUGUCUUGGGUCCUUCGUAUUUUAGUAAUAAAACGUGUAUUAAUCGAUAGAAGAAUGAUAAACUAUUAAAAAUCUCCAUUGCUGAAAAAACCGCCGAAAUCGACAAAUCGCUUAAAAAUUAAGUUUUUUCAUUGGAUGACUCUAAUGAAAUGAAAAUAAUGAAAUAAAAAUAUUAUUUAGUACAUUUUUCCAACGCUUUAAAGAGUAUAUCUCUGAACAGUAUCUAUUUAGAAAAUUGUGUCCAUGACACAUUUUGAUUUUCUAACAAUAUAUCCAAAUAGCAAAAUAUAUUCAAUCUGAUCUGAUUUUAUAUUCAUAGUAAAAACGUGAGGACAAAAAUAAAUACAAAUAUGCUCAGAUGUCGUUCAUGUCACAUAAAAAAAUAUUUCAUCUAAUAGCAUUAAUCAUAAUCACAUCAAAAACACAUCAUUUGAGAACAUCUUGUGCUCAAGUAAUGUUAAUCACAUGUCAUGAUUUUUAAAAACGUAUUAAGUUGAAGUCACAUUGUGUGAAAUCACAUUAUGCUAAAAUGUGAUCAUCACUCGUUUCUAUCUGGAUAUGUGUAUGUGUGUGUAUGUGUGUUUGUGUGUGUGCGUGUUUGUGCGCGCGCGCGCACACACACACACACACACACACACACAACACAUAUAUAUAUAUAUAUAUGUUAUGUUAAAUAAACUUCAUUGUCUUAUAUUAAGCUUUGUUGUAAAAAAAUAUAUGUAUUAUAAGUCCAACUUUUAGAAAUAUUGUAAACCAUAAUAUUUUUACGUGGUCUUUUACCCAGUGGCAUGUUUUUAUUUUCAUCAGAUUCUAUAUCUUGCAUUUGUAGUAAAUUACAUAGGCCGAAGUUUGGUCCACUAAGAUGUGCCACUGAGGAGAGGUUCGACAUAAUUUUUUGCAACUGAAACCGAAUCUGGCCGUUUGUCUAGCACGUCAGGAUUUUGAAAUAUUCUAACGUAAAAGUGCAAAAAGGCAAUUUUUUUAGAUUUUCAGAUUAUGAUAACUUUAAAACAAGGAUAUCCAUUGAUUUGGCUAAUAGAUUCGGAUUCUUCAUAAAAAAUCUACAGAAAUGUAUGUGUUUUCCAAAACGGUCAAAUAUUUAUAACUGC
Dinoponera quadriceps is the source of this 4107-nucleotide messenger RNA. Its product is annotated as peptide transporter family 1-like. The transcript is spliced from 8 exons. Gene Ontology annotation, molecular function: dipeptide transmembrane transporter activity. The record is from RefSeq and is a predicted model, not a curated record. Gene Ontology annotation, biological process: transmembrane transport; oligopeptide transport. The coding region runs from base 820 to 2793 and encodes 657 amino acids. Gene Ontology annotation, cellular component: membrane. NCBI's taxonomy places the organism in Eukaryota, Metazoa, Arthropoda, Insecta, Hymenoptera, Formicidae.